Molecule: messenger RNA, 1640 nt
Organism: Rhopalosiphum maidis (corn leaf aphid)
Lineage: Eukaryota; Metazoa; Arthropoda; Insecta; Hemiptera; Aphididae
Product: TAR DNA-binding protein 43-like
Exons: 4
Coding region: 317-1528 (403 amino acids)
Biological process (GO): regulation of gene expression
Cellular component (GO): nucleoplasm
Molecular function (GO): RNA binding
Source: RefSeq, a predicted model, not a curated record
UACUUAGUACUUUAAAUUAUUGUAGUCCGUGGUCUUUACUGUAUGGCGGUGCAUAUAAUGCGCCUGUACGUAUUAGUAUCAUAAUCUUUUCACUUUUGGUUAUUACUUUAUUAGUCUUUUUAUUUCAGAGUCCACUCCACUUUGGACUGUGUCAAUUUUUACCACUCCAGCUUAAAUAAUAUAUCCUGUGUUCAAUUGCUUUAAUUUUUUAUUGUUUAUAAGUUGUCUAACGUCCUUACACGAAUCGAUAUUCUCUGUUAGUCAGUAAAUUAUCUUUCAGAAGUCGAAUUGGUGAAUUUUCCAUUUGAUCAUAGCAAUGUCGUUCGUCCAAGUAUCUGAAACAAAUGACAAUGAUAAAGAGGUGGUGGACUUGCCGUUGGAAAAAGAUGGCACCCUCUUAUUGUCUACUCUUCAUGCACAAUAUCCGGAUGCUUGCGGCUUGAAGUAUGUAGCACCGGAUAACGGCCGAACCCGAGCUCUUCGGCUUGUCGAUGAUAAACUACAUCCACCUACUGAUGAUGGGUGGGGCGACAUUGUAUACUUUUGUUCGUUCAACAAGGAUAAUGGACAGAAAAGGAAAUUGAACGAAGAAUUUGAAAGUGAUGUUGAGCGAGCAUCCAAGGAACCCAAGUCUGAGGCAACAUCAACGGCUUGGAAGAAUCGAGAUUUACUUGUGCUCGGUUUACCAUGGAAAACGACUGAUGAGGACUUAGAAAGUUACUUUAGUAAAUACGGUGAACUGCGCAUGGCACAAAUUAAAAAGACAACUGACGGUAGAUCUAGAGGUUUUGGAUUCAUACGAUUUAAAGAACAAGAAUCUCAAGUGCGGUCAAUGUUAGAUUCUCAUGUAAUAAACGGAAGGCGAUGUGAGAUUAAAAUACCUAACAUUAAGGAUGCAUUUAUAAAUGAAGCGCCGAAGAAAAUAUUUGUUGGUCAACUGACUGAAAGUAUAACUCAAGAAGAUUUAGAAGACUAUUUUAAAAAAUUUGGAGAUAUUGUUGAAGUCUUUGUUCCUCGUCCAUUUAAAGGCAUUGCCUUUGUAUCAUUUACCAAACCUGAUGCUGCACUCACUGCUCUUGACCAGGAUCAUACCAUCAAAGAUAUUCGUCUCAGUGUGUCUGUUGCUAUGCCUAAAGAUAAAGACCAGAGGUCACGUGGUGGACGUAGUAGUGGCGGCGGUGGCGGAAGUGGUGGUAACCCCUAUGGUGGUAACCCCUAUAGUGGUCGUAUGAGAGGAAGUCGAGAUUCCUACAAUAGUCGUGAUCACUACUAUGAUAAUGGUGGUUGGGACGAUUAUGACCGUGGUAGUUAUUCAGACCGCUAUAGAAAUAGUCGAUAUGAUAGAAAACCAUACGAUAGUGGCCGGUCAUACAACUCAGGGCAAGUAUGGAGAAAAAAUGAAUACUCCGAUUCAUCAUCUGUAUCUCAAUCUAAAGAUGUGAGUGGCCAGUUUGAUCCAAAUUUAGUUGCUGCAGUAGUAGAAAAGACAGUGAGAGGAGUAAUUGGAAAUAUGAGCAAAUAUGAAUAAUGUACCUAAUUCAAUCUCAUCUUAUUGGGAAUAUAUAUUUUGACUUAUAUUUUUAAUUUUAAUAUGACUUAUAAUUGUAAUACAAUUUAAAUUAAACUGAGUACUUAUUUUA